Messenger RNA from Saccostrea echinata, 980 nucleotides. RefSeq lists its product as uncharacterized. NCBI's taxonomy places the organism in Eukaryota, Metazoa, Mollusca, Bivalvia, Ostreida, Ostreidae. Gene Ontology annotation, biological process: small GTPase-mediated signal transduction. The transcript has 3 exons. Gene Ontology annotation, molecular function: GTP binding; GTPase activity. Bases 119 to 787 code for a protein of 222 amino acids. The record is from RefSeq and is a predicted model, not a curated record.
AGUUUCACGAGGUGUGAUAUUGGAAAACAGUGCAUCACUGUUUAACCUCAGUUUUGGAAGAAUGAACAUUUAAGCAGAAAACUUGAAUCUGUUCACUUUAGACUUUUGCUGAGUAAAUAUGAAAGAUUACUGUGAUCACCAGGAACACAAACGAUCUUCAUCCUCCUCCUUACAAGAGUCUGAAGUAAAACUACGCAGGAAAGAAAGAGUGCCGAAAUGUUGUGUCGUGGGGGACGGGGGCACGGGCAAAACCAGCAUGAUGAUGAGGUACACUCUAGGGAAAAUACUCUCAGACUACCAACCAACCUGCUUUGAAAAUUACACAAUUGAUGUACGAGAUGGAGAAGACACACACCAACUUUGUGUACUAGACACUGCUGGUCAGGAAACAUACGAUCGUCUACGAACGUUGGCGUAUUCCGAUACAGAUGUGUUUGUCGUUUGUUUCUCAGUCUAUGACAGUGACUCGUUUGAAAAUGUUAAACAGAAGUGGAUUCCAGAAAUUAAACAAUUCAAACCUGACACCCCGUUUUUCAUUGUGGGGACACACACAGACUUACGCCAUUCUGUAGUGGACAUUACGGACGACUGUAUCAGUACGGCUAAAGGAAAGAAAUGUGCCAAGAAGUGGGGAGCUAUGAAAUAUCUAGAGUGCAGCUCUAUAGAUGGGUCAGGGCUUGAUGAAGUGUUUCAGUUAGCCUACUCAGCAGCAGUUUCUCCUAAAAAGAAACGACAAACAUGGAAAAGUUUCAAAGACGCCUUUAAAAGACGCACCAUGAAGUUUUAGUGCAAUGCAUCACUUACUGUAUAUUGAUAAGUUGCCAUUAUACAGAUAUAAGAUGUUUAGAUUAUUCCUGUUAAUUGUUGUGUUACCCGUAUGUAAAUGUCUACGGUACAAGUGCUAUUUCACGAAAUCCACAUUUUUAAACAAAUUAAAUCGUAUGUUAAUUGUGAAAUAAAUGCUGUUUUGAAAAGGUAAA